CCAUGGGCUGGAUUGGAUAAUCUGACUUGGUGGCCGUAUGUUUGACACCACCGAUGUAGCCUGUUCAACUAUUCACAGAUCUGUGCAGGGCGCCUAAGGCACGGCUACUUAGAUACUGUUGUUAAGCACCCCAAGCUCCCGAUCAAAAUGGCGGACACAGUGCGGCCGAAGCAUGUUAUGAGCGAUUCAUUAGAGCGAAUUUCCAAUAUUAUUUCUUUUUCCUUUUUACCCAUGGUAUCAGUAAUAUCGACAAAGAGUGUACAGAAAGGCCAGAAUUGCUUUGAACAGAGACAUAUUCAUAAUGUCAAGGUUUCCCAAAUGGGAACGCCAGUUUAAGUUUCUGCAAUGUGAUGGGCGUCCAUGUGAAAGAAUCAACCACCUCAUAAACUUAUGUUGGACAUCGAAUGUGAAACGAAAGAUUUCUGAUGCCUAUUGUUCAUGCAAAGCAGGCGGAGACAGAGCGGGUUCCGAGGAUUCCAGAUAUGGACACAACGCAUCAACUUAAAGUAAGCGAGAGGCAGCAUUUCUUUGAGGAAGUCUUUCAGCACGAUGUGGACGUCUAUUUGUCCUCAGCGCACCUUUCGAUUCGAGACUACACGAGACCACCUAUUGGUAGCAUCUCAUCUAUGGAAGUAAAUGUGGACAUGCUGGAACAGAUGGAGCUGAUUGACAUCUCUGACCAGGAGGUUUUGGAUGUCUUCCUGAGCUCUGGGGGAGAGGACAAUGUCCUGAAUUCCACAAUGUCCGUCAAUACCAACAACAACAACCCUGAGGGAGUCAUCACUAAUGGACUCUUUCGACACGUACUUGAAGGUUUUGACUCCAAAUCCCGCGUGUCCACCACAAUGUUAAAUUCUUCUUCUGACAAUCAGAUUAGCGUUGCCAAUCGAGGUGACACUUGUGGAAUAAUGUCACAGGAUUGUGUCACAUGUACCAACACCGUUAAGACAAUAAUAUCACCACCAGAAAGAGAGGAGAAAAGUCUGAGCUCAUCAUCUAUGUAGAACGUCAGCAUCCUUCAUCAGACUACCAACUGCACCCAAAAUAAGAACUGUAUCUCUGGCCCAAACACGUCACGACUCUUAGCGUUUAAUUGUUUUAGCCUGGAUUAGAGAAAUGGAAUUUAUAGACUGUGACCAGUCAUUCUUACCUGUUUUGUUACCGUAAACAAAAUACGGUCAUAAAAUAUCACCCGCACUGACCUCAUGUUUCAUGUAUCAUUAACAUUUUCUUCAUUUUUAGAUAGCAAUAAUGGAAUCGAGAGAUGAAAAAUAUAAGGAUUAGUUCUACUCAUGAAAUGUUCAGAAGUAUGAAAUUUUUCUUCCAAUUAAGAUUUUGUGCUUACACCAAUGUCACCAAAAUAUUCUUUGCUGAGCAAUA
Syngnathoides biaculeatus (alligator pipefish) is the source of this 1380-nucleotide messenger RNA. Its product is annotated as dysbindin-like. The record is from RefSeq and is a predicted model, not a curated record. The transcript has 4 exons. Bases 426 to 1004 code for a protein of 192 amino acids. Gene Ontology annotation, cellular component: cytoplasm. Lineage: Eukaryota; Metazoa; Chordata; Actinopteri; Syngnathiformes; Syngnathidae. Gene Ontology annotation, biological process: negative regulation of protein kinase activity.